Dioscorea cayenensis subsp. rotundata (Guinea yam) is the source of this 2361-nucleotide messenger RNA. Its product is annotated as presenilin-like protein At2g29900. The coding region runs from base 60 to 1244 and encodes 394 amino acids. The record is from RefSeq and is a predicted model, not a curated record. Lineage: Eukaryota; Viridiplantae; Streptophyta; Magnoliopsida; Dioscoreales; Dioscoreaceae. Gene Ontology annotation, cellular component: nucleus; membrane. Gene Ontology annotation, molecular function: aspartic endopeptidase activity, intramembrane cleaving. The transcript has 2 exons. Gene Ontology annotation, biological process: protein processing.
AACAGAAACCCUAACCCUAACUAAUUUUCCCCGGCAUCCCAGUCCUUCAAGCUCCAACGAUGGCGGAAACCCUAGAAGAACCCCCAACCCUCCUCUCCACCAUCGGCGAGGAGAUCAUCCGCAUCAUUGCUCCCGUCUCCGCUUGCAUGCUCCUCGUCGUCCUCCUCGUCUCCAUCCUCUCCUCCCCCUCUUCCUCCUCCUCCGACUCCCCCCUUCCCACCAUCGUCUUCUCCGACGACUCCGCCACCACCACCUCCUCCCUAUGGGACAAGCUCAAAGAUGCCAUCUUGAGCUCCAUCGCCUUCGUCGCCACCGUCACCAUCCUCACAUUCCUUCUCGUCCUCCUCUUCUACUUCCGAUGCACCGGCUUCCUCAAAUACUACAUGGCCUUCUCCUCCUUCAUCGUCCUGGCGUUUCUCGGCGGCGAGGUCACCCUUUUCCUCAUCGACAAGUUCUCAUUCCCCAUCGAUUCCGUUACCUUCUUCAUCUUGCUCCUCAAUUUCUCCGUUGUCGGCGUCAUCGCCAUCUUCAUGUCCAGAAUGGCCAUCAUCAUCACCCAAUCUUAUCUUGUUUUCAUCGGAGUAUUGGUUGCCUAUUGGUUUACUAUGCUUCCGGAGUGGACCACUUGGGCUCUACUGAUCUCAAUGGCAUUGUAUGAUCUCGCUGCCGUGCUGUUGCCUGGUGGCCCAUUGAGGUUGCUUGUGGAGCUGGCGAUUUCAAGGAAUGAGGAGAUUCCGGCACUGGUGUAUGAAGCCCGGCCAGUGGAUCACCACACAGUCUCAAGCAGGGGACUUUGGAGGAGUUCUGCACUGAAUUCUAACGGUGAUUCAAUCAGAGAGACAUUGCCGGAAAGCAGAGUGGUUGUGGCAGAGGACACUGGGAAUUCUUCAGAGGUGACUGCACCAUUGAUAAGCUCUGUGAUGUCGGAACAUCGAGGAGAAGAUAAUAGUAUGGAUGGAAUUGGUUUGGGUGCAUCGGGGGCGAUCAAACUUGGAUUGGGGGACUUCAUCUUUUACAGUGUGCUCGUCGGGAGGGCGGCAUUGUAUGACUUCAUGACGGUAUAUGCUUGCUACCUUGCUAUUAUUGCUGGUCUUGGUAUUACUUUGUUGCUAUUGGCUUUUUACCGAAGGGCAUUGCCCGCCCUUCCCGUUUCAAUCUUGCUUGGCGUAUUGUUUUAUGUCUUGACAAGGCUUCUAUUGGAAUCGUUUGUGGUUCAGUGUUCGACCAAUUUAUUGAUGUUUUAGAAUGCAUGAAUUCUUCAUUCUGUGGAAGCUUUUGGUUUUUCCCUGUAUUCUAUUGCUAUUUGUUGUAUGAAUUGUUCAUCUUACAUUGCAAUGCUUGAUGAUUAAUGACAAAAAUUUAACUGGCUGUCGAUUGCUUUAAUCAUAUGACUCUUUCUAUUGCUUGUUGGAUAGUCUUCUUUCCAAGCUGUAAAGAAGCAAAUUUCUUCUUGUUUUCAUUUUAUGUUUCUCUGGAGGCAUCUUUUGAGGUUAAGAUGUUCAUAUCAAUUAGUACCCCUUUUUUCUUAUAUUUCAUUAGCUACUCUGCCAUUGAGCCUCAUUUUCCAUAGUGGGCAAGUAGUUAUUAACUGGGAAUUAGUUGCGUCACACCAAAAUUCUUAGAUUUUGUGGGGAGAAAAAUAGGAUAUAAAAAUUUAUAUCUAUUUCUUGCAUUUGGUUCUAUUUGCAUUCAUUCUACUAGGUCGAAGGCUCUGUUGAUAUAACCAGCUCUGUUGAGAAGGCCCGUCCACAAUGCAGGCAUAGUGUAGUAACUGGGGCUCUAUUCCGGACUCUCUUAUCAAAUCAUAGUAUUACAGUGCUUCCUUUACUAGCCCUGUGUGAAUGCAAGCAGAUAGAAUGCUCAAGAAGGAAUGAUUGACCUCCAGGACACCACACUCUUUUCCUGCAGAUUAUCAAUGACUCUUCGAGCAUUUUGCAUGCUUCUUAAUUAGAGUCGUAUUGAGGUAUGUAUUGGUUGGUACACCACAGAUGAUACUCUCGUGACAAACCCGUCUUCCUGUCAUUGAAGAAGCACAACGGGAGCAUGCCUGAAUUGCAGGAAAAAAAAGUGAGGCGAUCGACUUCAAGACACUGGAAAUUAACCUGAAUCAUGAAGUUGUAUUGCUGCUGCUGCUGCUGCUGCUGCUGCUUUACCAUCAUGUCCUCAUGCCUGAAAAUUGCAUUCCAUGCAACAAUGGCCUUUGAUUCAAGCUCUGCAAAUAUCUUGUAAGCAUUAUCAGUUGAUCCAUAUUUACAGUACAUAUCUAUAAGACAAUUUUGCACAAAAUCAGAGAGUUUGAAAUCCGGUUCAGAAUAUAUGCAUAUGCAUGCAUGCAAGCAGAGUAAUCCGUUAAGUGACUGA